AUGUGCAUGCCGUAUUUGGGCAAAUUGUUUGGCGGCGGCGAUCGCAGGCGCAACAAUGCAAUUGCCACGCCUCGGGGCAGUUUGGCUCCAACGCCGCAGCAAUCAAAUGCCUCAAUUCAGACGACAAACAUCAACAACAACAACAACAACACGACUAUGGCUGUGGUCAAGAAAGAUUCUGUGGCACCAAUGGAUAUCGCUGUGGCUGACAAUGUCCACGGCAGCAUGAGAAGCAACCUAAGUCCAGUUCAGGCUGCAGGUCCAGCUCCAAGUGCUGCCACAUCUGAUGCUGUGGAUAGUGAGGCAAGACCCUCAUCGUGGUUGGAAUACUUCGGAUACAAUAGGAAGAAAAAGGGUGACGUUAAUCCACCCAACGCAUCCAAUUAA
Molecule: messenger RNA, 387 nt
Organism: Drosophila albomicans
Lineage: Eukaryota; Metazoa; Arthropoda; Insecta; Diptera; Drosophilidae
Exons: 1
Coding region: 1-387 (128 amino acids)
Source: RefSeq, a predicted model, not a curated record